AGGACAGCUACGCGUGCGAGUGAACGCCCGCUGUGAUAUUUAGAUUUUAGUGUGCACAUCGUAUAGUAUUUAUACGCACAAAGUGAACUUUUGGACGAUUUAAAUGCGUUUGUAAUACCGAAUACUGGACAGUUUAAGUACUUCAUUGUUUAUGUCAUAAUUUUAAGGAAAAUAAUAGAUAAAGUAACGAAAUGUGUCUCACAAACAAAACGCCCAACACAAGAAAACAAAGGGAGGUGCUCAACAGGAGAUGAAAUGUCAAACAUGGCCUAAACGAUCGCUAAAAGUUCACUCGUACCCUCGACACCACAAAUCAAAAUACUAAAAUAAGUGCCUGUAAUUAGAUAAUUUUACGAUAAUAUUUAAAUAUAUUUAUGCGACAAUAUUUAUUGAGUAAGUUCCUUUAUCAUAUCAGAGAUAAGACUUAGGCGGUAUAAUUGGAAGCAUAGUGCCAGAGUAGUGGGUCGCGAUGUCACACGGCGGCGUGAAGAGCUCGCGGAACGGGCACGCGGGGGCGGAAUCCCCGACCGACAGCCUGCCGGCGCCCCCCGACGGCGGCUGGGGCUGGGUCGUCGUGUUCGCCUCCUUCAUGAUACACAUAGUCACUGACGGCAUGACCUACUCGUUCGGGGUGUUCUAUUCGGAGUUCCUGACCUAUUUUAAUGAAGGCAAAGGCAAGACUGCAUGGAUCGUAUCCAUUAUGGUCGGCGUCACGCUAAGUUCAGGUCCAUUAUCGAGCUCGUUCGUGAACCGCUGGGGAUGUCGGACGGUGACGGUGGCCGGCGCUCUCCUCUCCUCCGCCUGCGUGGUGCUCUCCGCCUUCGCCAACAAUGUCACCACACUCAUAUUCACCAUCGGCGUCGGCGCCGGCUUCGGCUUCGGCCUCAUAUACUUACCCGCUAUCGUCAGCGUCACGGUUUGGUUCGAACGCUACAGAAGCCUCGCUACAGGUAUUGCCGUUUGCGGGUCCGGCCUAGGGACCUUCCUAUUUCCUCCGAUCACGUCAGCCCUGAUAUCCAACUUCGGAUGGCGCGGUGCCAUGGCCUUGAUCGGCGCAUUCAUACUGAACUGCGUUCCCCUGGGGAUCAUGUUUCGCCCGGUACCGGAGCGGGUACAGAGCCCCGUGACCGAGCCGAUGCUGCCGAAAACACAAAAAUCUCCGCUGAAAAGGUCCCAAAGCUCCGAGCACGUCGCCCGGGCCAACGGGAAAGUGGACGAGGACGUCUCCAGAUUAACAUUAUCGCAGCCCAUACUCAAUGACUCACAGGAACAGAGAAGCUUGGCUCAAUCUCGCCAGGGAAGUGGAAUAAUGCAGAGGCCGGAUGUCCUGUAUCAAGGGAGUAUGACGAGCCUGGCGAGGUACCGGGGAGCGUCGCCUGAGAGAAUACAGAUUUCGGUGAAAACGGAGGAGCGCAAACAGAACUGCGGAUGGCUCCCGUGCUCGGAGGAAUUUAAAGCUGCGCUAUCGGAAAUGUUGGACAUAUCUCUACUCGUUGAUCCAAUAUUCGUCCUAUUUUGUUUAUCUAACUUUUUAACGAGCAUAGGAUUUUAUAUACCGUACGUUUACACUGUGGACAUGAGCAAAAAAUUGGGAGUCGAAAAUCCAGAAUAUUUAAUAUCUAUCAUAGGGGCUGCCAAUUUAGUCGGCAGAAUAGUCCUGGGGUACAUCAGCGACAAGCCUUGGGUCAACCGGUUGCUGGCGUACAACGUGUGCCUUACGAUUGCAGGAAUAAGUACCGCGAUGGCGAUGGCAUGCUGGGAGUUUUGGGGUUUGGCCAUGUAUGCCGCCGUGUUCGGGUUCACGAUCGGUGCCUACGUCGGCCUCACCUCCGUGGUGCUAGUCGACCUCCUCGGCAUUGAGAAGCUGACCAAUGCGUUCGGACUGCUUCUGCUGUUCCAAGGAAUCGCGUCCCUUAUUGGACCGCCAUUUGCAGGUUGGCUGUACGAUACUCUGCAGUCGUAUUCACCCGGAUUCUUCGUCGCGGGUGGGACGAUUUCCCUGAGCGGAGUGAUCCUGUUCCUCAUACCCGUCUUAGAGAAGCGCAACAACCGCCAGAGGUGGAUGCAGGAUACAGUGCUGGAACAGAUUUAGCAGGAAAACUCAAGGGGGGCGAAGCACCCACCAAUUAUCGUGCUCAAUAGCCCCUCUACACCUUCUUCAAAAUACUCCACUGAGGACACUUACAGUAACGAGUGAAUGU
This is a messenger RNA of Aricia agestis (brown argus), 2201 nucleotides long. RefSeq names its product monocarboxylate transporter 12 (gene Mct1). Gene Ontology annotation, biological process: transmembrane transport; monocarboxylic acid transport. The record is from RefSeq and is a predicted model, not a curated record. The coding region runs from base 470 to 2092 and encodes 540 amino acids. Gene Ontology annotation, molecular function: monocarboxylic acid transmembrane transporter activity. Lineage: Eukaryota; Metazoa; Arthropoda; Insecta; Lepidoptera; Lycaenidae. The transcript is spliced from 7 exons.